Fopius arisanus is the source of this 1683-nucleotide messenger RNA. RefSeq lists its product as uncharacterized. The coding region runs from base 296 to 664 and encodes 122 amino acids. NCBI's taxonomy places the organism in Eukaryota, Metazoa, Arthropoda, Insecta, Hymenoptera, Braconidae. The record is from RefSeq and is a predicted model, not a curated record. The transcript is spliced from 2 exons.
AAAAUUUUUUAAUGGUAUUACAAUGAUGUGCAAAGGCCCUACUAUUGAUCUAAAUAAAAAACUAAUGAAUUUUCAAUUAUGUGGUGCCAACUACCAGUCACCGGGUUUGUCACACACUCUCGGAUGCCGUUAUCGACACUCUCGGCCUCGUGCCCUGCCUUAUUCACGGGUACGGCCUCUGUUUUAGUUCCGCAGUCGCCGCAAGGACAUAUUCAUGUUGAACCUUUGCCAUAAGCGCUGCUGAUCUCCCCUAUUAUCUCUGCUAUAAUCUUUGGACUGACAACGAAUUUCAGUCAUGGCGGACGCAGCCACAAGACGUAAGUUGAGGAGAAACAGAAUUCUGGAAAAUUCCGCUGCACGGUUGCAAAGAAUUACUGGACAAACAAGUACCAAGCCGCCUCUAGAGCAUAAUAGUGCCAUUCUCUAUAAUGAUAAUCACCCGUAUAUUCUUCUGUGGCAGUCCCCAGCAUUCUCAAAGUGGAAGUAUGCUUUUUGCAGCCUUAAUCCUGUGCAACAUAAAGCCAGAAAUAAUCCAUCGCCUACGAACGCCAUCCAGUCUAUUAUGUACUGUCUGCAGAGAACUCUCCUUUUACUUAUUCAGCUUCGUACUAAUUUAUUACUUAUUCACGUCCUACCAGCAAGAUUUCGAGUAUCUUGCAUCUAACAAUAUUGAAAUCGUCCUUAAUCACCAGACAGAUAUAUAAAAUACUUUAAUUCAAUCCCGAAAAAAUAAAUGUAUUUGAUUACAAUAAAUUGAUUGAUUUAUUAUUGCGUUCGCUGAAAUGAAUCACCGUGGCAUUGAUUAUCAGCCUCAAAGACUGGUAUGUAAAAGAAAUAGGCUAGGAAAAAUUCACCUACACAUUCAAAACGUGUUAAAACCCACCCAAAAUAAUAGACCAUAGGAAAAUUAUCAUGAAUCUUUUCUGUGAUCUAUUUCUUCAGGGAUUCCACAGAACUUCCAAUUAUGAAUAAAUUAAUCAUAUAAAGAAUGUCAAUUUGUUAUUACAGAAACGAAUAAAGAUGUGGUGAAAUCAAAUGAGUCGACAGGAAUUGGAUUCUACUCACGAGUUAUUAUCUUGAGAACAAAAAAAAAUUUGAUUCUAUAAUAAAAUUUUAUAUUUAUAUUAUCUUUCAAUCUAAUCGUAUAUUGUGCACCAAGGGAGAAAAACGGAAUUCUAACCCGUCUGUGGUAAACGCGUUUAAAUGUCCUGUUUUCCUUCCUUGGUGUACAUGGUUUUUUCCGUCAUUACUACUCUGAAAAGUUUUAUUUUUGUUUAUGAAUGACGGGAGGAACGUGGGUUAUGUUAUUCCGAAGAUCUUCAAAAAUAACAGAAAUGUGUGGGAUAGAAUAGGCAGGCCACUUUCUUUCCAUCAUUUGGAGAGUAACGUGGAACUUUCGGUUUCGGUAAGUAUGACGGAAAAAAUUUUUCCACAUUUUCUCAUUAACAUCUACAUCAUUUUACUAUGGCUCAUUAUGCUUUAUCAUUAUCCUGUGGAACACGAGUACUUUAUAAUUAUUCGAUCAUUGGAUAAAUUUGCACAUGUUUUGUGAGAUAUAAAAGUAUUCGAAUUCACUGUUGUUUAUAUCUGUAUGUGAUUGCAGGCUAGGAAAACCAGUUUAAUAAUUUUUUCUUUCUAAUAGUUCAAAAGAUUGUGAAAAAAAAGUAUUCCUGAACUUUGAGA